AUGAAUCAGCUUUAUGACACCGAUAUGACACACAUUUCAGACUGUUUUGAUAAUUGUAGUGGACGAGAACGAAAGCCUGAAGUUGGCACCGGAGCUGAGUUUAUGGAAAGGGCCAACUGGAACAACAGGCCUUAUGGAAACGAUGCACGAGAAUCAAGUGAAAGUCAAAUAUCUUUCUACAAAUACAGCAGUUCUAAAUGCACUCUACUUGUACUGCUGAUCACCGUAACUUUAAUACUUCUGCUAUUAAUCGUUGCGAUCGUUGUGCUAUUUGCGCUAAAAGUUGUCGUCCUGCAAUCGGGGAAUGAUCUUGAUAACAGUACUUCAACAUUGUCAACCCAAUUUCUGCCUCGUCCUGUUACAACAGUAACACCUAGUCUAUCCUGGACUAGCUCUAUUCAAGUUACUCCAGUAAUACCGUCCAUUGUACCAACACGACCGUCGACUACAACAACGGUCAGGACCACACCGGUAUUACUGACACAAAUUUUUGAUUGUCAACUGUACAUCAAAAAUCAAGCGAAUCCUUCGUAUAAUUUGAACACAAGCUUUGAGUAUCAGCAAGCAUCUCAAAUGAUCUUCAAUGCACUCACCAGGAUGCUUUCCGGUACGUCAGUAAAGCAGAAUUUAGAAAAAGUUACUAUUCUUAGGCUCACUAACAGCGGAGAUGAUUUACUUGUUAGAUUCGAAAUUAAACUUCAAACACCAAAUCAACGUACUGCGAAUGUGGAAUUACUGCGAAACAUAUUUCAGAGCAAUAUGUUUUUACUGAAAAAUUUAUUAAAUCAAAUAGAGAUCGACGAGACAAGGCUUAGCAUUGUCUAA
This is a messenger RNA of Enterobius vermicularis (human pinworm), 825 nucleotides long. Lineage: Eukaryota; Metazoa; Nematoda; Chromadorea; Rhabditida; Oxyuridae. The record is from the annotation of a GenBank genome assembly.